AUGCCGCAGGGAGCCAGGAGCCCAGGCCAAAGGCUAAUAUUUGGCACCCUCUACCCUGCAUACUCCUCUUACAAGGCAGUGAAAACGAAGAAUGUUAAGGAAUAUGUGAAGUGGAUGAUGUACUGGAUUGUAUUUGCAUUUUUUACUACAGCGGAGACCCUCACAGACAUAAUCCUGUCAUGGUUUCCAUUUUACUUUGAGUUGAAGAUAGCUUUUGUUAUCUGGCUGCUGUCCCCAUACACAAAAGGCUCCAGUGUCCUGUACAGAAAGUUUGUCCACCCGACCUUGUCCAGCAAAGAGAAGGAAAUUGAUGAGUACAUAAGCCAAGCCAAAGAUCGCAGCUAUGAGACCAUGAUGCGGUUUGGGAAACGUGGACUCAAUCUCGCUGCCAAUGCUGCAGUCACUGCUGCAGCUAAGGGUCAAGGAGUGCUCUCAGACAAGUUGCGGAGUUUCAGCAUGCAGGAUCUGACAUUGCUCAGAGAUGAAGACACAAUCCACUUGCGCAGUACUGACCCCCGUAUGAGAACUUCCUUUGGCAACAUUCCAGAAAUGAUAAAUGAUCCUGGGAGUCAGAAGGAGAGGCAGGGGCCUGCUACCCAGAGCAGGGCUGCCCCUCGAUUCUCUAAUGCCUACCUCAAGGUCAUUCUGGAGGCUGUGAGGGAGAGGCCAUCAGCAGAUAAAGCAAAAAGGGUGCACAAUACCUGGGAGGGGUUUUACACCAUCAGAGGAGUGCCCCAUCUCCACAUCAAGAAGAGAGCCAUGGAAAUCGCCAGGGUGGUCCUGCAGGAGAAAGUUGAGGAAGGAGAGAUGGAGAGGGUGAAAAGGUGCACUCACAAUGACACACGCUGGCUUCCUUCAGGAGAAGAGGUAGGGAGCACGCAGGCUCAGAAAUCAGAUGGGGAGCAGCCAGAAAUGAAGCCUGAACAGUUGGAUGAAGAUGUGGAGAAAGUGCCAAAACGCACCCAGAGCCUUAAAGCCCCUAAACAAAAGCUGCAGCGUUCAGAGGUAUCUUGUCAUGACUGCUAG
This is a messenger RNA of Carcharodon carcharias (great white shark), 1026 nucleotides long. RefSeq names its product receptor expression-enhancing protein 2-like. Bases 1 to 1026 code for a protein of 341 amino acids. The record is from RefSeq and is a predicted model, not a curated record. Gene Ontology annotation, cellular component: endoplasmic reticulum tubular network; endoplasmic reticulum membrane; cytoplasmic microtubule. Gene Ontology annotation, molecular function: taste receptor binding; microtubule binding. The transcript has 9 exons. Gene Ontology annotation, biological process: endoplasmic reticulum tubular network organization. Lineage: Eukaryota; Metazoa; Chordata; Chondrichthyes; Lamniformes; Lamnidae.